Tetranychus urticae (two-spotted spider mite) is the source of this 3777-nucleotide messenger RNA. RefSeq names its product ATP-binding cassette sub-family G member 1-like. The record is from RefSeq and is a predicted model, not a curated record. NCBI's taxonomy places the organism in Eukaryota, Metazoa, Arthropoda, Arachnida, Trombidiformes, Tetranychidae. Gene Ontology annotation, molecular function: ATP hydrolysis activity; ABC-type transporter activity; ATP binding. Gene Ontology annotation, biological process: transmembrane transport. Gene Ontology annotation, cellular component: plasma membrane.
GAUUGAUUAGUCAGUUGUUGGCUUACCAUUACAGUUAUGGGAAAUUUCGGGUAAAAAAAUAGUUUCAACAUCUCCAGACCAAUAAAUUUUAAAGAUUGUCUUGAGAAAGGGUUAAAUGUAAUUCUGAAUCGGUUGAUUUUCAAUGUUGCUCUUGAACUUUAAAAAGAAAAGACUUUCGUUUCGAUUGGAAACGAAAGAAAAAGCAUUGAGCUAAUACAUGAUGUACAUGCAUGAUGGGAAAACAUUGAUGAGAAGAUUUAAGUUGAUCAUUAUUAAUCAAUCAUUUCAAUGGUAGCUUUGAACGUCUUUGGUUUAAAUCGUGAUUCUUUGAAUGUUGUCUUAUAAAGAGAAUCAAAAAUACAAGUUGAUCGAAACUCGGAAUAAGCCAGGGAAUAUGUAUUAAUAAAAAGGUAAACAAGAAUGAAUGCGAUUCUUGAUUUCCCUUCUUUUUCAUCAAUUUAAUGACUAUUUUUUGUCUUCUUUUGAACUUGAUCAUGACAAAUGAAAACUUAGUUGAACCAAAUAAAAUAAAAUUUGAGUUGAUCAACAAAAGAAAGUACGUUGAGUAAGGAAGAAAAAUAAUUGAGGGAAUCGAUUUUUGAAUAAAAGAAACUUUUCCUAAACAACUUUAAAAAUUACCUUCUGAUUAUUUUUUUAGGUGGAAAUGAAACAGUGACACUGAUCAGUACAUUUGAACAAUUAUGACAAGUAUUGUUUCUGAAUCAGUCGACAAUACGUUGACCAAAAUUGAAACUCUGGACGCAAAGGAAGAAAUUGAUUCAUCUGGUGAGGGCGACAUUGAAUCUGAUAUUAACUGUGAAGUGAACGAAGAGAAAAAAGACGAAAUUGGUCAAGUUGAAAGGAAUAAUAUUAUUAAUGAGCGUGAAAAUAAUAAGAUGACCUCACCAAGAAUAUUUGACGCUUUGAAGGUGACAACGGGCAAGGGUUUGACUGAUGGUUCAAUUAAUGGACCAGCCAAUGAUACCAGUGAUCAUCAACAAAAAAAUCAUUCAAGAAUUAUUGAAGUUCCGAUGGAAGAAACGAAGAGCUUUACAAUCUCUUGGAACCAAUUGACUUAUCGUGUAAAAAUGUCCACUUUUGAAAAGGUAAUCAACAAAGUACGUGGGAUUAAGUAUACUACAGAUUCACGGACCAUCUUACGAUCAGUACAGGGAUCAUUUUCUAGUGGCAUGUUGACUGCUCUUAUGGGUCCAAGUGGUGCUGGUAAAUCUACUUUACUUGAGUGCAUCGCUGGAAUGAGGAUAAAGGGUUUAGAGGGUAAAAUAAGGUGUGUUGGUCGUGACAAAAUAUCCAUUGCGUUCAUUCCGCAACAUGAUCAUCUGUAUGGCUUGUUAACUGUCCGGGAAGCUUUGAUUUAUGCUUCAGAGCUUCAACAUUCACGUACCAUAAAUGGCGUUAAAACAAACUUGAACAAAACUGAUCACAUGAAUAUUGUUGAAUCAAUACUUCGCCAGCUUAACCUAGAUACUUGUGCCGACACGAAAAUCGAUCGAAUCAGUGGAGGCCAAUUGAAGCGAGUGUCCAUUGCUCAGGAAUUGGUUUCUCAUCCGGAUAUAUUGAUCAUGGAUGAGCCAACAUCUGGUUUGGAUUCAUCAACGUGUUAUCAAUUAAUGGAAAUGUUGUCCAAUUUAACCUCAUCAUCACCCAUUGCCAUUGUUAUGACCAUUCAUCAGCCCUCGGCAAAGGUGUUCAACAUGUUCCACAAGGUUUACAUGUUAUCCCGGAUUGGUAAAUUUAUUUACGAGGGUUCACCUGAUGGUGUUGUUGCAGCACUGAGUCAGCACAACAUUAACUGUUCACAAUUUUAUAAUCCAGCUGAUUUGCUUGUUGAAGUAGCAUCAGGUGAUUAUGGAUCUGAGGUUAUACACUCAAUGGCAGCCAAUGUGGACAAUAAUCAAAACGAUUCAAAUUUUGGUCCAACCUGGUUAGCUCGUUCACUACCAUUAAUCAAUUCACAAGGCGGAGAUGUGACCAAAUCAUCACCAAUUGAAGAACCAGAAGAUUUCACAUCACUAAAUGCAUGUCGUGUUCGUCCAGUUGCUCCAUUUACUCAACACUUUUUAAUCCUUUUAUCAAGACAAUUCUUGGUAAUGGUUCGUGAUCCCUUAUUAGGAGUAUUACGUUUCGUGUUUGCUUUUAACAUAGCAAUAACACUUGGAACACUUUACAGAGGUAUCGGCGUUUACGAUGGCUGUACACCAGAUAUAAGGGAUAAGGCUGACUUGGAUCACAUAGAUGAAGCUAAAGACGCCAUAGAGGAGCAAAUAAGAUCAACUCAGGAUAACAUUGGAUCAUUGUACUUCUUAUUACUUUACUCUUGUCUUGCUAAUCUAAUGCCAAUGGCUGUUGCUAUUCCAAUGGAGAUUAAAAUAUUUGCUAAAGAAAGGUACAACGGCUGGUACAAGACAAGCUCAUAUUACAUGGCUAAGGGAUUAGCCGAAGUACCAUUCAUCAUGGGAACCAACUUGGUUGUUGUGACGCUACAAUUCUUUUUCACUAAUCAGCCCUGGCCCAGGUAUUUCGAUACUCUUCUAGUCUAUUUCCUUGUCUCUAUAGUCGCACAAACUCAUGGGAUUAUGUGUGGUGCUUUCCUCAUGAAUAAUAUUGUCGCCUCGGUGUUUACAGCUCCAAAUACUACAGUUCCACUGAUACUUUUCUCUGGUUUCUUUAUUCGUCAAAAGGCAAUGCCAAUUAUUUUCCGUUAUGCUUCUUAUUGUUCAUAUUUACGAUUUGGUUUUGAAGGAUUUAUAACUGCGCUAUUUGGCUUUAACAGAUGUGACCCGAAGCUAACUCGAGCAAUGGUCAAUGCCCGUAAUCAGUUGGGAUUUUUCUUGAAUACAAUGUUCAGGAUGGCUCGAUUUGCGCUUGCUGAAAGUAAUGAUGAACCAGAAGAUUUAAGACUAAAAAAUCAAACCAGUGACUUGACUCGUAAUAUCUUACAUGGUAUUGGUGGACGUUGGUUCAAUGAGGAGAAUCAAUCAGGAGCAAUGGCCUAUUAUGAUUUAGAUGAUUCCCAUUUUUCUAGAUCCAUUUAUGCACUCAUAAUAACUCUUGUUAUUGGACGUGUUCUUACUUAUUACAUUCUCAAGUGGAGAGGCAAUUUGCAAAAAUAAUGACCAAAUAACUAGUUAUUUCAGAUGUUGACCAUUCCUCACAAAUAGAUUUACCACUAAUUUGUUAGUCGCCCAUAACUUAAUAUAUUGGCGUGUAAAAAGCUUGGAUACUCUGAUCUGGACUAAAAGUUCUUGAUUUAAUAUAUAUUACUGUGAUUCGCUCAGAUCAAGUAUUAUCAGAAAAAAUAUUGGAAAAUUGAUUUUGAAAGUCAAAUUUUAAUUUACAAGAUUAUCUCGAUAAUAAUAAUCAAUCGAGAAGGAAGGAUUGCUUGAAAGCUUGUUGCUAAUUAUAUACUUGAUGCAUAUUGAUUGUGUAUUGAUUCCUACUAAGGCAUAAAAUUGAAGCAAGAAUUUAAUUGACUGAGCAAAUCACUAUUAUAGAAGCUAUUUAUUUAACCUAUUUUCCGAUAAUUUUAGGAUUAACUAAUUAUUGCAAAAUUUACUCCCAAUUUGUAAGUUAUAUCACGGAAUUAUGUUUAUUUGAUAACCUAAAUAGUUUCUCAAUUUGCUUGGAAUCGAUUAUUUACUAAACAAUUUAGAUUUAUGCAUAAAUUUUCAUAGAUCAUAUAUGAUGUGAUUGCUCAUUAAAUUGGUUUAAUUUCCUUCAUCAAUAAAAACAAAUAUUAAUGUUUUUGAGUAUGCA